GACACACCCACCCAUUUCCACUACCUGUGAGUCCAAACUGAGGGACACACCUACCCACCUCCAUACCUGUGAGUCCAAACUGAGGGACACACCCACCCAUUUCCACUACCUGUGAGUCCAAACUGAGGGACACACUUACCCAUCUCCAUACCUGUGAGUCCAAACUGAGGGACACACCCCUCACCUCCAUACCUGCCGCUGCCGGUCAGCAGGUUAAUGGAUAAUAGAUAAACCUCGUACUUUAGAAGUCAUACCGAAACUAGCCCCAGACUUUCACACCACACUGGAUAAACAGUAACCGGGGCUUUUCUAGGAUGAAUACAACACGGAAGUUUUCAACCACUCGCCGCAUAUGUGAUUUCAACCAAUGGAACUCAUUAAUUUAACACAAAUCGUCACCUUUUGUUGCCGGUUUUAAGCUAACACAAGCUAGCUAACAUUAGCUAGCUAACAUUAGCUCUGGAGCACAAGCGGAAAUAAGGAGAUCCGGCUGACCCCAGGACCCUAACCCCCCUUUGACCUUUGACCUGCUGGACAUGGACCGGUACAGGUAUUUCAUUUUCAACCAGAGGAGUGUGCUGGUCCUGGGGAUCCUGCAGGUAGCCUGUGCGGGAAUCUGUGUGGUGUGCGGAUGUAUGGACGCGGUUUUCCGCAAGAGUACCCCCCUGAGCAGCAGCAGGACCCCAGUGUGGGGAGGGCUGAUCAUGGCUCUUCCAGGUGCUUUGGCGUUAUUUGCCUCACAAAGAAAAAACUCAGUAAUGGUCAGUGUGAUGGUGGCGGCUGCAGGACUGUCCUGUGCAGCCUCUGUGUUUGUAUCGGCUUAUUCCUGUCUGACUCUGACCUACGGCGAGGAGGAUGAAGAGGUCUUCCACCACCAUGACAGUCCUCAAGUGACGUUUGUGCUGCAUGGGCUGGUGAAGGGGGCCAAUGCCACCAUCCUGCUGACCUGCACCACCAGCAUGUGUCUGUCCUCUCUGAUCAUGUUGGUGGGCUGCCGCAGCCUGCCCUGCUGUGGCUGCUACGACUCCAGAACGGGACUGGAGACUCUCGUUCCUCAGUGUGACCCCAGGGACACCGAGAUGGUGUGCACAUGGAGAGCAGGAGGUGAUGACAAACUCUUCAACUCUCCCAUCCACCUGGACAGCACUGAAAAAGAGGAGGGGCCGUCCAAGCCCCCCCCGUACAGCAGACUGACCUCAGAGCAGACCUGACUGUGCUCAGACAACACAGGAGAGUUUAAAUGAUUACAUGUAAUUAAGACUGAGUCACUACUGAGGCUGACUGUGCAACAGUCUGGAUGGAAGAAGGGGAAAGCUAUAAAGAAAUUCCUUUAUUCAGUUGGAACGAGCACUUUGGACUGUGGACCUCAGUAAAAAACCGGACGUAAACCUUGCCACAGUUGGAUACCUGUAUGUGUGAGGGACUGUGACUGAAAUGCCUGCUUUGUUUUAUGUAAUGUGCAAGUGAGUAAUGCUCUUCAUUCAUAAAUCUAAACAGCCUUUUGCAUCUAUUUAAUUAAUAAAACCUGACUGAUUAGUAAUUCUGUCACGUGAUUCUCUAAAUCAUGGGUUCUCAAUUUUUUUUUUUUUCCAACUUCAUU
Molecule: messenger RNA, 1600 nt
Organism: Sphaeramia orbicularis (orbiculate cardinalfish)
Lineage: Eukaryota; Metazoa; Chordata; Actinopteri; Kurtiformes; Apogonidae
Exons: 6
Coding region: 537-1211 (224 amino acids)
Cellular component (GO): membrane
Source: RefSeq, a predicted model, not a curated record